UCAAUUCAAUUCCACAUAAACCUCCGACAUGCCAUGAAGAAGAGCCAAAAGCACAUAAUUUAAUCAAGCAUCUAACAAUUACUUCUGAUCCCUCAAAACCUCACCAAAUUGGCUCGUUCAAAGGUUAUGUAAAAACCAAAGAACCAAUCGAUGAUACUGCAUACUUUUUGGGUUUUAUCUUUGGUUCAGAUGGGAAACUCUUAACUUUCGCUGGUAAUAAUAUUUGUACUGACAGAGUUACUAAAUGCCCGACUAAAGAAUAUGAAAUUAAUCAGGAAAUUGAUAUAAGUAAUUUACCUAAAAAUUCUAAAAAUUUCACAAUUGCAGCUGCUGUUAUUAAUUCUAAAAAAGCUUUAGCUAUUGGAUUCUCUAAUAAUUGCAAAUUCACUAAAUCAACAAGUAAUGAACUUAAUACUAUAUUUAAAAGCCUUUUAACUGUAAACAACUAA
Molecule: messenger RNA, 449 nt
Organism: Dentiscutata heterogama
Lineage: Eukaryota; Fungi; Glomeromycota; Glomeromycetes; Diversisporales; Gigasporaceae
Source: the annotation of a GenBank genome assembly